Messenger RNA from Eublepharis macularius, 1552 nucleotides. RefSeq names its product zinc finger and SCAN domain-containing protein 32-like. The transcript is spliced from 3 exons. NCBI's taxonomy places the organism in Eukaryota, Metazoa, Chordata, Lepidosauria, Squamata, Eublepharidae. The record is from RefSeq and is a predicted model, not a curated record. Bases 826 to 1476 code for a protein of 216 amino acids.
CUGAGUAUAAAAACAUAGAUCCUUGAAGGACAACAAAGAAGGCUUUCUAAACUGAAAGCACCCUAUCAAGAUAUUAUUCAUAGAUCAACAACUUACUUUAAAAGGAACCGUUCAAAAAUCUCAUUUUUACUUGGCAUAUAAAGCUCUUCCAACUUGUAAUCAUAUUUGGAGUUCUUGUCUGUGCAGUUAGUCGAAAGAUAUGAAAGAAAUCUGUGGGCUGGAGCCCUGUAAGGUUUCAGAUUUCUUACCUCUGGCUUCUCCGUGGCUGUGGCAGCUUCCCUGCAGAACUCAAAGCUGCUGGUGAAAUAUUCUCUGGUUGUCUGUAGCAUGAUUCGAGAGAUCCAGCACCUCUGGGACCCUCAGUCGCUCCGUUCUGCUCCCGGUUGACUCUAAUUUCACAACCAUUUUGUGUGCUCCCUUCAGCAGCGCAUAUACUAAAAACUGGAACAAUCAUUUUGUAAAUAUCCACCCCACUCCUUGUCCGAUAUACUCUUCUUUGGCUAAUAAAAAAUGAAGGUGUCUUUAUAGUUUAGGAAUUAAGCAGAGUGGAGUCUUGGGUGGAAGCUCCUCUGCACUUGCUCCAUCCGGCUUUUUAUUUUCAAACACCCUUGAUUCAGGGUGCUCCAAGAGCUAUCAUGAGUCAGGGGGCAUCUCUUUACUGACAUACGCACAUGUGUGUGUGCACAUGCGCAGUUGUGUGUGAAACAGACCAGCCUACUCUUUGCAGGAGAUCAUAGAUCCAGCAGCUGCCUUGAAAAAAGUAUCUGGCAGAGGAGGAAGGAGAUCCACGUGUGCAGGUGAAGGCUGCUUGGAGAGGAAGGGAGGAUGAGGGGAGAGGUGAACUCAGCCAGUCCAGAACCAAGAAAAGGCCCUGAUGCCACAGAGGAUGGGAGCGGAAGGGAAGUUUGGGAAGGAACCUUGCGGAAGAGCCUGGGAGAGGAUUUUCCCCCUUCAGAUGUGCAGCACCAGCAAUUCCGGCACUUCCGUUAUUGGGAGGCUGAAGGGCCCCGAAAGGUCUGCAGCGAACUCCACCGCCUUUGCCUCCAGUGGCUGAAGCCAGAAAGGCACAGCAAGAAGGAGAUCCUGGACCUGGUGAUCCUGGAGCAGUUCCUGGCCAUCCUGCCCCCGGAGAUGGAGAGCUGGGUCAGGGAAUGUGCACCGGAGAGCAGUUCCCAGGCAGUGGCCCUGGCAGAAGGGUUCCUCCUGAGCAAUGCCGACAAGAAUCAAGAACAGCAGGUGCAGGAAAGCAUCAACUGUUGCCUUGGAGCAGCUUUUCUAGGGGGGGCCUUGAAACCAACAAUAAAAUAUUUGCCAAAUCUUUGCAGCAGAGAGAAUGCAACUUCUCUGUGGCCAGAGCAGGUAAGUGUGGAACUGCAAUUCAUGGUCCUGGGUGCCUCCGUGCACUACCCACCCCUCCCUAGGCCAGGGAGAAGAAUUUGCUCCCCUUGCCUUCGCUCCUAUCUGUCCAUUCACUAGAAGGAAAAUGGAAAGGUCUGCUGGAAGUUUGAAUGCUGCAAAGAAGCUUCUAAUAGCCAUUUCAGCUUGUCUUCAU